AUGACCUACGACCCGGUGCAUCAUGCAUUGUCUGAAGUGUAUUGGGAUCGCCAGAUACCCCUCCCAAAGCUCGCACCGGUCCAAGCCAAGGUCACUGUCGCCCUGGUGGCACUGCUGUGCUUCAUGAACAGUUAUGACGGGGAGUUUGUGUUUGAUGAUUCUGAAGCAAUUAUCAACAACAAGGACUUGAAACCAACAACACCCCUGCACAACAUCUGGAGCAAUGACUUCUGGGGAAGCAACCUGAGUAGCAACUCUAGUCACAAAUCCUACCGACCUCUCACUGUCCUUACAUUUAGGUUGAACUACCUCUUGGCGGGAGGCCUGCACCCUGUUGGCUUCCAUGUGCUGAACAUCAUCCUCCAUGCUGUCAUAUCUGCCCUCAUGAUUGACAUGUUUGCUAUACUGAUUGGUGGACUGGCCCAUGAUGAGAAUGGUAGGAUACUGAACAACGCUCCCAAGACCUCUCUGCUUGCUGCCCUCUUGUUUGCCGCACACCCCGUCCACACAGAAAGUGUGGCUGGUAUAGUGGGUCGAGCAGAUCUUUUGUGCGCUCUGUUCUUCCAGCUGUCUUUCCUCACCUACUGUAAAGCUUUCAACCGAGGGAGUGACAGAGAUGACAGGUUUUCUGUCCAGUGGGUUGUGGUCAGCCUCUUGCUGUGUGCUGCAGCAAUGCUCUGUAAAGAACAAGGCAUCACAGUCUUGGGCGUAAAUGCAGCCUUUGAUGUCCUUCUGAUCUGUAAUGUUAAUGUGUAUGAACUCAGCCAGAGGCUACUCCUCAGGAAGAACCCGCUCAAUGUAAGUGAGAUAUUGCGAACGGGGCUGCUUACACGAUUAGCUCUCAUGGGUCUUGGAGGACUCUCAAUGCUCUAUGCACGCUGGAGGAUCAUGGGAACAGGACCACCAGCAUUCACUGAAGUAGACAACCCUGCCUCAUUUGCAGAAAAUAUAUUUCUAAGAAUAGUGAACUAUAAUUACUACUACUCUCUGAAUGCCUGGCUGCUGCUGUGUCCCUGGUGGCUGUGUUUUGAUUGGUCCAUGGGCUGUGUGCCUCUCAUUAAGUCAGCCACUGAUUGGAGGAUGGUAUGGCUGCUGCUGCUCUGGUGCAUCCUGAUAGGCUUGAUAAGCCAAGCCUUAUGCUCGCAGGACAGCCAGAGGAGGAGGACACUGACCUUGGGCCUGGUGCUGCUGGUGGUCCCUUUUCUGCCGGCUUGUAACAUAUUUUUCAGGGUGGGCUUCGUUGUAGCUGAGAGAGUUCUCUACCUGUCUUCAGCUGGAUACUGCCUGCUGCUGGCCUACUCUGUGGGACACUGCUGCUGCCGCUGGUCCAAAUACAGGAAGCCACUGUGUGUGUCGGUGCUCGGGCUGUUGUGUGUGUAUGUAGCUCGCUGUGCUCUCCGCAGUCACCAGUGGCGGUCAGAACAAAGCCUCUUCACCAAUGCCCUGUCUGUCUGUCCACUCAAUGCCAAGGUGCAUUAUAAUGUUGGUAAGAACCUGGCCGACAGAGGAAACUCUACUGCCGCUAUCGCAUAUUACAGAGAGGCAGUCAGCCUUCACCCUACCUAUGUCCAUGCUAUGAACAACCUGGGGAACAUCCUGAAGGAGAGGAAUGAACUGAUCGAGGCGGAGCAUCUGCUGUCCAAAGCUGUUUCUAUUCAGCCUGACUUUGCAGCAGCUUGGAUGAAUCUGGGUAUAGUUCAGAACAGCCUGCAGAGGUUCGAGGCAGCAGAGAAGAGCUAUUGGAAUGCCAUCCGCUUCCGCAAAAAAUACCCCGACUGCUACUAUAAUCUAGGACGCUUGUAUGCUGACCUGAACAGAAAUGUGGAUGCCCUGAACGCAUGGAGGAACGCAACCGUGCUCAAACCAGACCACAGCCUGGCAUGGAACAACAUGGUCAUACUGCUGGACAACACUGGUAACCUGGGUCAGGCUGAGCUGAUUGGCCGAGAGGCUUUGAAGCUCCUCCCCAACGACCACACUAUCAUGUUUUCAUUGGCCAACGUCCUGGGGAAAUCACAGAAAUAUAAGGAGUCAGAGGGCUUCUUCCUCCAUGCACUCCGGAUCAACCCAAAUUCUGCUAGUUGCCAUGGCAAUUUAGCUGUUCUGUAUCAUCGCUGGGGAAAGCUAGAGCUGGCAAAGAAACACUAUGAACUGUCUCUAAAGUUGGACCCUGAGGCUCCUGGGACCAGAGACAACUACAAAAUGCUGCGACGCAAACUGGACCAGCUCAAACAGCCCGCACCCUGAGGGAGCCUAUUGGGACCCCUGCCUGCCGUAAAACACCUUUUUACAUUGUUCCACUUAUUAUUAUUUUUGACCAUUUAGAAAUAAAGAACUUGAUCUGCGUAUCAGGCUCUUGUUUGGUUUUAUUGGGGGGGGGGGGAAUCAAUAUGUGUCACAGUUGCAGGUUGUCCUGUUGUAGCUUUUACUAUUAUUCGAGACUUUUGUAAGUAUGAGGCUGUUUGUGUACCAAGUAUCUAAUUUAAUGUCAUGGGUAUGAAGUGUGUACAGGCAGGUGUGCUGGAUGCCUGAGCUGGUUACAUGGUCGUCUGCGCUGUGCUGUUAUGUUGCUUCGUUUGAAGGCCAUGUGGAACUGAUCCAUGGUGAACCCCAUCCUCUUUUCAUCUCUUACCCUGUGUUGUGUCAGCUGGACGGAGCACCAUGCAUCCAGAGAAUCUGUUGUCAAUUGUAUUUGAUUUGGCCUUUUUUCAGGUUCAGUUCCAAAUGUCCCUAUACUCAAAAGCAGCCAUAGCUUGGACCAAGAGUCUGCGCACAGACACAAUGUAGUCUUUAUUUAAGCAGUAAAAACACAGCUGAGUGUCGCUGAGAGGCUUCAGCUGGUUACUGCUGACUGGUGCGCUAAUGUCGUUAGCAUGUUUGUUUUUGAAUGCCCGUCUCUUUGUUCCUGAGUGGGAUGGCACUCCGAGGUUCCGAACCCCCUUUACCCUCUCCUGCUCCUAAAAGCCUCUGUAGUUAAUAGGAGAAAGGUGUUUGUGCCGGGAAGUUUUUCUGAAGUGUCCGCAAGGAGACGAGGGGUCAGCUGAGACAGGAAGCCCAUGGCCGGUGCUGUAUGAAAACAGCUCUAUAGCAUAGAGCCUUCAAAGGGAGACGGGGAUGAUCUCCCCGGGGACCAUGCACGCACGCACACACAGGCCUGCUCUUCUUGAAGAAUGCGGCUGAAGGAAAAGGCGACCCCAGUGUGAAACAUCAGUCAACAAGUGUGCACCCGGGGUCAAAGUUCAACGCACUUCUAUUUUUUCACCUGCUUCCUACAGCUUGAAGAGAACUUUUGAAGCUCUGGCGGGCUGGUAUGGCUUUGCUUUCGGGGCCGCUCAGUUUGUUUACACAUACAGUACAAUACACCAGUUGAUGCUUUGAUGCUUGGAAGAUGUUACUGAUACGCACGUCGGGGGGGGGCCAGAGAACACACGACCAUCGAUGUUCUCUCUAUGUGAACUCCUAAAUAUGCAACUAAUGUCACAUGAUGAAAUGUCCUUGAUGCUCAACUCUGUUUUUAUUUUUGCUGCUUUGAUGUAAAGAAUCCAUGGUAGAUAUAACUGGAACCACAACAAAUAGCCUUUAAGGCGCACACUCAAGUUAUUGUUUAGUUAAAGAUGGAGUCUGUUUCAACAAGGCUCAUGUUAAGGUCAGUACGGUGAAAGGGCUUCAUGCUAUGGAGCGAAUGCAGACAGAAUAAGAUCAAAAAGCUUUGGAUAGGGACAUUCCAGACUGAAAGAUUUCCCCUCACAUUAUUUUUGGUCAUGCAGUGUAACAUGCAGUGCUGCUGAUGUACGGUUGGCUGGAAAACCAUCAGAAAUUCGCUUUAUGUACUUAAGUAUCCAUUCUUUACUUUCUGUGUGAUCCUUUCAUUGGGUGCCUGCAGCUGACUGUCUAGCUGCACAGCUGUGCUGGCACACCAGUGGGGGUGCCCACUUUUAUCAUAAUCAUUCUUUGAAUACCUUUCAUUAUCAUAAAAUAUGUGAGUAUUAAAGGGAUGGAUUCCCCGGCCCCGCCAACAUCUUCAUUACCCAUUCUGACUGACAAAAACCUGCUGUCCUAGGGAGUGACAUUAAUAAAAGAUGGGAUACUAAA
Molecule: messenger RNA, 4092 nt
Organism: Gymnodraco acuticeps
Lineage: Eukaryota; Metazoa; Chordata; Actinopteri; Perciformes; Bathydraconidae
Gene: tmtc4
Product: transmembrane O-mannosyltransferase targeting cadherins 4
Biological process (GO): endoplasmic reticulum unfolded protein response; protein O-linked glycosylation via mannose
Cellular component (GO): endoplasmic reticulum
Molecular function (GO): protein binding; mannosyltransferase activity
Source: RefSeq, a predicted model, not a curated record